AGGAAAAAAUUAGGUCGUCAUCAUCGAAUUUUCACAUUAUUCAAAAGUUUUUCGUGGCUUAAAAUGUGUGAAACGAUGGAAACUGACACAAAUUUCAAGCUGAACCACAAAGAAGAGGAUGGGAAUACAAUUUUACACUUAAUUGUGUCGACGAUGAACACAAAAUGCCUGAAAGCUAUUUUACGUUAUUCGAGGUUUUUGGAUUUUCGUGAGAAAAAUGACACGGGAAUGACUCCUUUAUGCUUUGCGUGCACUUUAAAAGAGAUUCCUCUUGAAAUUGUUUCAAGUUUAAUCGAAUUUGAUCCCGAAACCGUCGCUAUUCCCGAUAGCUUGGGUUUUACGCCUCUGCAUCAUGUCGUCAUCAAUCGUAGGUUGGAUUUGGUGACACUCCUCAUCGAACAUGGGGUCAGCGCGAAUACAGUUGACCUUCGGAAACGCACUCCGUUGCAUUAUUGCGCCUUAAAUUGCGAAACGGAGAUGAUUGAGGCCAUGAAUCAUCGCGACGUCGGCAGUAGUUUCGAUAAUUUGACAAAUUUGGAUGUCCUGCGAUACUUGUUGGAGACCGGAAAUGCUUGUGGCACGAUUCGUGACAAAUAUAACAAGACUCCGUUGGAUAUUGUGUGCAACUGUCUCGCUACCCAUAAUUUGUACAUCAGUUACGAGCAUCCGAUCGUGAAAUGUUUGGAGACAAUCGCUCCCUAUACUUACGACAAAGCGAUGAAUUAUGAUUUUAUCAAGAUUUUCGAACUUUUGUACACGGCAAUUCGCAGUUCGAGCAUUGAUUUGGCGGAAUUUUGCAUAAAUCGCUUCUACUGCGACCCGGAUUUGAAUGGAACGUAUUGUGCGAUGGUCCGGAGGUACGGAGAACUUUUGCGAGACGAAGGAAAUGGAAAUUUGUACCAACUUUGUAUCUUUUUGCACGAAGAUUACCAGAAAAAUCGCGAAAUUCUGCGACCUUUCAUUCAGGACAUCAACAAUUUGAAUUAUUGCUUCUUUACGCUCUCGCUGGACGAGAUGGUAGAAAGUGACGAAGCCGUCAAACUCACGCAAUUUUGCAUGAAAAUCCUCAAAUCCGAGGGAAUUGACUUUUCCCGCCCAUGGUUUCAAGAGGAACUCGGAAUAACGUUCGAUUUAUCGUUUCCCGAAUACACCCAAGUUCAAUUUCAUCGGAUUUUUAAGUUUUUCAACUACAUUUUCAACCUCGACACGAACAUCGACUUCAACCAACUCUCGCUGAAAUACGUCGACAACUGUUUCUGGUCGAUCCGGGCAGGCGUUCCCUCAUUUUAUGACAACCUUCUGUACUGCGAACUCUUUUUCGCCUUCUGCUCGGACACGCAAAUGCAUCAAAAAAUCGCCGAGGAAAUUUACAAGAUGGACGAGCAAUGGAACCAGAACGUCAUGAUCGAUUAUAAUCGCGUUCUGCAAAAUGUCGAGAGAUUUUUGAAUGUUUUUACGUACAACGAACUCGCGAAUUAUUGCAAUUUUUACUCGUAUUUCGACAUUGAUUACAAAGUUUAUUCGCUGAAGCAAAUGUGUCGACAUCAGAUAAGGCAAACGAUUGGAAAAGCAAAUUUUAGGCAGAGUGGACAAGAGUUCAUCGAACGGAUCAUGUCGCUGCCGAUUCCGAUGGUGCUGAAAAAAUAUCUGAGAUUUAUUGAUGUCAAUUUUGAUUAUUUGGAUUUUGAUGAAGAUGGAAGUUAAAAAAAAUUAGUGCGAAAAAAUUAAAUUAAUUGUAAAUAAAAUUGAAUUGAAUUG
Messenger RNA from Culicoides brevitarsis, 1758 nucleotides. RefSeq lists its product as uncharacterized. Gene Ontology annotation, cellular component: ciliary inversin compartment. NCBI's taxonomy places the organism in Eukaryota, Metazoa, Arthropoda, Insecta, Diptera, Ceratopogonidae. Bases 64 to 1704 code for a protein of 546 amino acids. The record is from RefSeq and is a predicted model, not a curated record. The transcript has 2 exons. Gene Ontology annotation, biological process: protein localization to ciliary inversin compartment; intracellular signal transduction. Gene Ontology annotation, molecular function: protein binding.